Fragaria vesca subsp. vesca is the source of this 1316-nucleotide messenger RNA. RefSeq names its product bifunctional monodehydroascorbate reductase and carbonic anhydrase nectarin-3-like. Gene Ontology annotation, molecular function: zinc ion binding; carbonate dehydratase activity. The transcript has 6 exons. Lineage: Eukaryota; Viridiplantae; Streptophyta; Magnoliopsida; Rosales; Rosaceae. Bases 387 to 1199 code for a protein of 270 amino acids. The record is from RefSeq and is a predicted model, not a curated record.
AAAUCAUGAAUUUGCAAUAGUCCAAUUCUCUCUGUCUGCGCUUUCUGCUUGUCAAGUCUUUAUCUAACCUCGAAAAGCCACUUUUACUCUACAUCACUAAGGCCCCUAUAGAUUAAGAAAAGAAACGGCCAAAUCAUAAAUCCAUGAUUAAGCACAUAGUUAGUAGUGUGGCACUAAUUAGCAAGCCAAUCAAUCAAGUGUAUAAAUAGGUCAAGACAUAUAAGCUAGGGUGCUCCAAGAGGGUGUUGAUAUAUAACGGCUAAAUAAGCACAGGACUGGUUUAGGUGCCUCACUACACAAGUUGGAUCAAAACUUGGUCACAAGCACUCUUUCUUUGCUUUUGUAUCUAGAGGUUGGACGAGCAUCGAAUACAUAGAACUGAUUAUAUGGCUCUCAGAGUUUCAUUGUUGAUGCUCAUGGUGACAUUGCUGCUUGUUGGUUCUUCAGCUUGCUUUGUAGAAGAGCUGAAGUCGAUUGGAUUUACUUACUCGGGUGCGACUGGCCCUCAGAGAUGGGGAAGAUUGAGUCCAUAUUUCUCAGCAUGUAAUGGAAAGAGGCAAUCUCCUCUGAACCUUGCCAAGGACCAUGUUGUUCGUAUGAGCAAUUUCAAGCCAUUAACCCGAAACUAUCUUGCGUUGAAUGCCACAUUAUACAACAAUGGCUUUAACAUUGGGGUGCAUUUCGAUGGACAAAUUGCAGGAACAUUAGACAUAGAUGGUAAGAACUACAACUUGAAGCAGCUGCACUGGCAUUCUCCCUCUGAACACCGUAUUAACGGAGUCCAAUUUCCAGCAGAGCUUCAUCUAGUUCACCUCGCAGAUGAUAAUAGCAUUGCAGUUGUGGCGACUCUUUUCCAAUAUGGCAAAAACGAUUCCUUCAUCUCUCAGAUCAAAGACCAGCUGGCGGAGUUGAAUGAGGAGGUAUGUAGAAGAGAUAAGGAUGCUCAUGUUCCCCUUGGAAAUAUAGACAUGAAGGAGUUCGAUAAAAAAACCCGCAAAUAUUGGAGAUAUGUUGGCUCACUCUCCUCUCCUCCAUGUACUGAGAAUGUCGUUUGGAACAUCCUUGGAAAGGUGAGGUACAUUUCCAAGGCUCAGAUAGAAGCUUUAAAAGCACCACUGGGAGUAGAUUACAAGAACAACGCCAGACCACUGCAGCCUCUUAAUGGACGCAAAAUUGAACUCUUCGAGGAGCUUAGCUAAAAGAGACUAGUCUAAGUAUCGAUUGAGAUCACCAUAUUUAGCUGAUAAUAUGUCAACAAUAAGCUAGCAGUGUACUAUUUUUGUGAUGAAUGGAAGAGAAAAAAAUAAGUUUGCUUA